Cuscuta europaea is the source of this 2341-nucleotide messenger RNA. The record is from the annotation of a GenBank genome assembly. NCBI's taxonomy places the organism in Eukaryota, Viridiplantae, Streptophyta, Magnoliopsida, Solanales, Convolvulaceae.
AUUUUGAAAAUGUGCAGCUUUUUGGUAUCGCUUAGUUAGAGUUGUGGGCGUUUGACAGAGGAACGACCUUCCAAAGAGACUGCCAUGCCACAUUGAGAAUGAAUCAGGCAAAGAGAAUAUUUGAUUCCCUCCGAUUCGCAUACUCCAUCAACAGGACUCGAUUCUACAGAAGUAGCUGGGCUCGCCCUCAGGUGACUCGGUCCUUUCACCUCUCUUCCUCCACACCGCAAUUUCAAACUCCUGCGAGUUUUUUCAAUGCCUAUAGAAAGCUGUUUUCAUCCAAACCAGAAUCGGUUAUGGAUCUUGUAUUAUCCAGUGACUGGUCCAAAGAGAUUGAGGAAAACUUGGAGAAACUCGAGUCUCCACUGAGCCACGAAGCUGUUAUGUUCAUAUUGAAGAGACUAGACAAAGACCCAUCAAAAGCGGAGAAAUUCUUCAAUUGGGUCGUUGGUAGUAAAAAUUGUUGUAAACAGAGUUCUGCUUUUUAUAGCUUGAUGCUGAGAAUCUACGCGAGCUACAACUCAAUGCAGGAGUUUUGGGUGAUUGUUAGAGAAAUGAAGGAGAAGGGGUUGUAUAUAGACGAAGAAACCUACAAGUCACUGUUUUCUACUUUUCGAAGCUCCAAGAUGGAUAAUGAUGCAGCUGCUUUGAAACAUUUUUAUCUCCGUAUGAUAAAUGAAAAUUGUAUGGGUGAGCUGGUGAAUUCAGUGGUAGGAGCUAUUAAGAGGUCAGAUUGGGGUCAUGAGUUGGAAAAAGAGUUGGAAGAUAUGAGCAUUUCAGUUUCAGAUAAUUUUGUGCUUAGGGUUUUGAAGCAGCUUAGAGAAGUACAAUGUCCUUUAAAGGCUGUGAAGUUUUUCACAUGGGUCAGUGAGAAGCUUGGCUUUGUACAUAGUACUAUUACUUACAAUGGUAUUCUUAGGGUUCUCUGUAAAGAAGAGUCAAUUGAAGAGUUUUGGAGCCUGAUGAGGGAUAUGAAGAGUGCAGGAUAUGAUAUGGAUUUUGAUUCAUACAUUAAAAUCUCGAGGAAUUUUCAAAAGAAUAAAAUGUUUGGAGAUGCUGUAAAACUUUAUGAGUAUAUGAUGGAUUCCCCAUAUAAACCAUCUACUGAAGAGUGCAGUAUACUUUUGCGAAGCAUUGCAGCCUGUAACCCUCCUGAUCUCGAUCUUCUAUUUCGAGUGGUAAAAAAGUAUGAGGCAGCAGGGAAUUCACUGUCAAAGCCUAUGUAUGAUGUCAUUUAUAGGGCUUUAACCAGCCUGAGCAAAUUUGAUGAAGCGGAGAAGAUGAUGCUGGCCAUGAGAAAUGCAGGAUACGAACCUGACAACAUCACCUACAGCCAAUUGAUUUGGGGACUUUGUAAAGCAGGGCGUGUGGAAGAAGCAUGUGAGGUAAUAGAUGUGAUGGAUGGACUGGGGUGCUGCCCUGAUGUCAAGACUUGGACUAUUUUGAUACAAGGGCUCUUUGAAGCUAAAAGUGUUGAUAAAGCAUACAUAUGGUUUGCUAAGAUGAUGGAGAAGAAUGUUGCUGUUGAUGCCAAUCUAUUAGAUGUAUUAGUAAAUGGUUUUCUAGGUCAGAGGAAGGUAGUUGGUGCAUAUCAGUUUUUAGAGGAGAUGAUGAGGAAGGGAAACUUGAGACCAUAUCCAGAAACAUAUAAGAACCUUAUCCAAAACCUAUUGGGGGAGCGGAACCUUGAAGAAGCGCUUCAUCUGCUUAAGGAGAUGAAGGGGCAAAAUUACCAGCCUUUUGCAGAACCUUUUUAUCAACACAUCUCAAAACUGGGGACCAUAGAGGAUGCAGAGGAGUUUCUGAAGGCAUUCAAAGCAACAUCUGUGUCAAAUUACUUGCGUGUUUUUAAGGCCUUCUUUGAUGAAGGUAGACACUCUGAAGCAAAGGAGUUACUUUACAAAUGCCCUAAUCACAUACGUAAACACCCUAAAAUAUGCAGUCUUGUUUGGAAGGAUCAAUGCAUAUAAUCUGAGUUUGAUUCUGAUAGGGACAAACUUUAAUUUUGGUCAGGUUAAAAGUAAACACCCAUUCAGAUCACUAUCUGAUAGCUGUGCUCUGAUUCUGAUAGUUUUGGUGGAUUCUUGUAUCUUUUGUUGUAGUACUGAAGGGCUACCUUUCCUUUUUUAUUUACAUCCGGUUAACUGGUUUCACCCUACCAGUAGCCUAUUGGUUUGGAGUUCCAACAGUUGCUUAGACAUUUCUAUUGAUAGUCUGAGAGCAGUUUGUAGGAUACGUGACAUGUAAUAAAGCAUGGAAGCUCUGGAGUGGUCAAGUUUCGUUGUUUUAGAAACUUGUAUACAUGUUUGGAAAAUUGGAAACAUUAAAUUCGUGGUUACCC